Quercus robur (English oak) is the source of this 2315-nucleotide messenger RNA. Its product is annotated as RAN GTPase-activating protein 2. Bases 406 to 1995 code for a protein of 529 amino acids. Lineage: Eukaryota; Viridiplantae; Streptophyta; Magnoliopsida; Fagales; Fagaceae. The transcript is spliced from 2 exons. Gene Ontology annotation, molecular function: GTPase activator activity; protein binding. The record is from RefSeq and is a predicted model, not a curated record.
ACCCAAAAACAGAGUUUCCCUCAGUUCAGACAGACAUCCAAACAGCCUCUUUAAAAAAGUGACUGUCUUUGUUUGUGGAGGCGUGAAUACGACCCAUUUCCCAAAACCCAAUUCUUCGCUCCCUUCACUUUUCAGUUCCCUCCACACUCUCACCACUUUCACUAUCAUUAUAUUUAAUUUCUCUCUGUUUCAGUGACAACUCUUUGAACCAAACUAAGCAUCAAGUACUUCCCCUCAAACCCAAAAAAAGUUUUCCCAAGGAAAAAAAAAAAAAAAAAGGUACCCUUUUCUUUUGUCUUUGUUUUGAAUUCUAGGGUUUCUGUGUGCUUGAAAAUCUUUCUGGGUUUGAAUUCAGGUUCUUUUCAACUUUAUUAUAAGUGGCUUGCAUUUUUAGGUUCUAUUGCAAUGGAGGCCCCAACACUGAACUCAGAACGCAGGCAAUUCUCAAUUAAACUAUGGCCUCCUAGCCCAAAUACAAGGCAAACACUUGUGGUGCGGAUGACGAACAAUCUUGCCACUAACUCAAUUUUUACCCAGAAGUAUGGCUGUCUCAGCAAAGAAGAGGCUGAGGAGAAUGCAAAACGAAUUGAGGAUGUGGCUUUUGCCACUGCAAACCAAAACUACGAAAAGGAGCCAGAUGGUGAUGGUGGUUCUGCAGUUCAGCUUUAUGCCAAGGAAUGUAGCAAGCUCCUCCUGGAAGUUCUUAAAAGAGGCCCUAGAAGCAAGGCAGACACCACAUCUGAGGAAACUUUCUUUGAUAUAUCAAAGGGUCAACGAGCCUUUAUUGAGGCAGAGGAGGCUGAGGAACUCCUAAGGCCACUGAAAAAGAAAGGAAAUUCUUACACUAAAAUAUGCUUCAGCAAUAGAAGUUUUGGUUUAGGAGCAGCCCGUGUUGCUGAGCCCAUUCUGGUUUCCCUGAAGGAUCAGUUAAAAGAAGUAGACCUGUCAGAUUUCAUUGCAGGAAGACCAGAGACAGAAGCUCUUGAAGUCAUGAAUAUAUUCUCAGCUGCACUGGAAGGUAGUGCUUUGAAGUCUCUGAAUCUCUCAAACAAUGCCUUGGGUGAGAAGGGUGUUAGGGCAUUUGGGGCACUCCUGCAUUCACAGGCUUGCUUGGAGGAGCUUUAUUUAAUGAAUGAUGGCAUCUCUGAGGAAGCUGCUCGAGCGGUUUCUGAGUUAAUUCCCUCCACAGACAAGCUAAGAGUCCUGCAAUUUCAUAAUAACAUGACAGGAGAUGAGGGAGCACUUGCUAUCUCUGAGGUUGUAAAGCGUUCUCCAUUAUUGGAGGACUUCCGUUGCUCCUCUACAAGGAUAGGUUCUGAAGGGGGAGUUGCAUUAUCGAAAGCACUCGAAACUUGUACCCAUUUGAAGAAGCUUGACCUGCGGGACAACAUGUUUGGUGUGGAAGGUGGACUUGCCCUGAGUAAAGCUCUUUCCAAGCAUUCAGAUUUAUCUGAGGUUUACCUGAGCUACCUGAACUUGGAAGACGAGGGUUCAAUUGCCAUACUGAAAGUUCUUAAGGAAACAACUCCUUCGCUCGAAGUCUUGGAGAUGGCGGGAAAUGACAUAACAGCUGAAGCUGCUCCCGUGAUUGCUGCUUGUAUUGCGGCAAAGCAAAUCACCAAGUUGAACCUGGCUGAGAAUGAACUUAAGGAUGAAGGUGCAAUCCAGAUCAGCAAGGCAUUAGAAGGUCAUUCCCAAUUAAAGGAAGUUGAUUUUAGUGCCAAUCUAGUAAGAAGGGCCGGGGCUCGGGUUUUGGCUCAGGUUGUGGUUCAGAAGCCCAAGUUUAAGUUGCUGAAUAUCAAUGGGAAUUUCAUCUCUGAUGAAGGCAUUGAUGAGAUCCAGGAUGUAUUCAAGAAAUGUCCUGACAUGCUUGGGCCAUUGGAUGAGAAUGACCCAGAAGGAAGGGAGGAUGAUGAAGAAUCAGGUGAGGGUGAAGGUAAUGAGGAUGAACUUGAAUCAAAACUGAAGAACCUGGAAGUUAACCAAGAGGAUUAGAGGUUCACCUAUGGAAGGUGUUUUCGUUUGGUUUCUGAACGAGUAGCCUAUUGGAACAUUAAUAAUUGUAGGACAGGACAUUUUGGGUUUGCCUGUUUUGUUGAAUCUAGAGUCUGCAUGAGCAGGCUGUGGCAAUUUUUCAGAAGGAUGAUAGGUGCCAUGAUUAGUAUCUGUCUUUUCUCUAUCAAAUUUGCUUAUUUGGAAACCUGCAUAGGUUAGUCAUCUAAUGCAAUAGCAUAUCUUGUAAUGGAUCUUGCUCUAAUUGUAGCCUAAGACCAUUUUCUCUGUUGUGAUCAAUUCUUGACGGUCAAGUUGCCUGA